CAGCGCCCAGCCUCCUUUAUCUGCUGAGACUGAACAUACUACAGUCAGUGCUGCGAUGGGAGAGGUGGAAGCAGAGAGACAGAGGCGCCUUUAAACCGGAGUAAAGAUGGAGGACGACCUGGUGUCGGAGGAUGAUGUCUUGCUGUGGUCAGAAAAGGAGUUCCAUGAUGCUGCAAAGAGGAACGACACAGGGAGAAUGCAGGAGCUGAUCAAGAAGGGUGUGGACGUCAAUGCCAAAAAUAAAAUAGACCGUAAAGCUCUGCACUGGGCGGCAGGAGCUGGGAAUGAACAGGCUCUGCGUCUUCUACUGGACCAUGACACUGAAGUGGAUGAAAAGGACUCUUUUGGCAUGAAUGCUCUGCUCCUGGCAUCGUGGUUUGGCCACCUGAAAGUCCUGCAGAUCCUGGUGUCCUGUGGAGCAAAGCUCAACUGUGAAAACAAAGAUGGUCUGAGUAUGCUGCACUGUGCCGCCCAGCGAGGCCACAUCAGAGUGUUGGAGUUCAUCAUGGAGGACCUGGAAGACAUCUGUCUGGACAGAGUUGACAAAUCAGGGAAGACUGCGCUCCACCUGGCUGCUGAACACGGACAGUUUGAAGUGGUGGAGUUUCUGAUUGGGAUGGGUUGCACACAUGGUUUGAAGGACAAGGAAGAGAACACAGCCAUACAUCUGGCAGCGAAGCGUGGGCACACAGAGGUCCUGCAGAAGAUGGUGGAGACUGGAGUCGACGUUGAUGAGAGAAAUAUAGACGGUCUCACGGCAUUGCACCUGGCAGCUGAUGGAUGUCACUAUGAAUGUGUCAAACUGCUGCUGGAGUCUGGCUGUAACGUCAACGCACAAACUAAUAAGAAUAUGAACGCUCUGCAUUACGCAGCUCAGCAUGGCUUCGACAGAGAGGCCAGUUUGCUGCUGGAGGCAGGAAUCAACAGAGAUGCUGUGGACAAUCAACGCAACACAGCGCUGCACCUCGCUGUGUUCAGCAACCACACAGAGGUGCUACGCCUGCUCAUAGACGCUGACUGUGACCUGGACAUCGCUGACUGUCGACAACAGACUGCUUUGCACAUUGCAGCAGAGUACGGCUGGCAGGACAUGGCUGAGAUGAUGCUGAUCUCUGGUGUUAACCUCAAUCUGACUGACAAGCAGGGGAAAACGUGUCUGGAGGUGGCAGCCAGAGGAAACCAUGUCAUCCUGGUCGACAUGAUCAUCAAAGCUGACCGUUUUUAUAAAUGGGAGAAGGAUCAGAUGGGCAGUGAGCAGGACUCCUGGGUGGGGAGGCCUCUGAGCUUCAAGCAGGACCGCCAGCCAGAGACACAGCACAUCCGCUCGGUCCUGUGGAACCUCGCCACCAAGCUCCUGUGUCGCGGGGAGUGGAAGCUCCUGGCACAACACUGGGAAUUCAGCGAUGCACAUAUACGAGCAAUCGAACACCAGUGGACAGGUAUGAAGAGCUUCAAAGAGCAUGGUCACCGAAUGCUGUUAAUCUGGCUUCACGGAGUCGUGAUGGCGGGGGAGAACCCGAUCAAAGGCCUCUACGAGGGGCUGGUGGAAAUCUCUCGGACAGAUUUGGCAGAGUGCAUCCGGCAGAAGGCGAACGCAGAGACCAGCUCACCCAAAAUGUGCUCUGCAAUGUGACACCAAACACUGUGAGUGACUGUGAACGCAACAGAACAUAUCCGAGGUUUCAGUUCACUUCUACUCAACUGUAAAUACUGAGAACUGAGCCCUUGACAGAGCUUCGUGUUACCCACAGCAUGACCUGUUUACAUAUUCACUCAGUGAAUAUACUGUGAUUGUUCUGAAUUCGGGGUCAGAGAAAAUGAUGGUUGUAGACCUGUAAAUGAAAUGGUGAAAAUGUAAAAUAUUUGUUUUUGUUCUUCUUUUUAAUGCAUGCAGCGAACACCUGCUGGCACACCUCAUCUCUGUACACAAAGGGCUUUUCAGCAUAUUACUACAGCUUAUCAUACAGCUUAAUAUAAUGUAAUGCCUGCUUCUUCUUCUUAAAGUUCCUCUUUCUAAAAACUGCAUUGCGUGUUGUGAGGGGCGGUUAAAGUGUGUUUUCAGUCUGCAUUUAUUCAGCCCUACUGUGGGGAAGUUUGAUCAGAGUGAAAGGGAAGUAGAUUGGAGGGAGACUCGAGAAACAUUCUCAGUUUUUGUAUCAGUGACUGAAACAGUCACCCAACUUUUAACACGACAGCUGAAAGCACGUGUGUAACAAAAAUGUAAAACCACCAACAACCGUGGCUUAAUCUAGGAAAACUCACUUUAGGGCAUGAUCACGGACACAGCUAUGUGGUGCUAUUACACUCAAGGUAAAUCUCACGACGCAGUAUUGACCUUCACUACGUUAAGAAUCAUGUAGUCUCGCUCACCAGACCUUUCUAAAGAAAAGAAAGGUCUGGCUGGGCCGACUCUCAUUUUAAGAUUGGAGAAAAAAACGCCCCGUCUGCUUGUAUUUCUUUCAACCAAUCACAAUCGUUCUGGGAGGUGCCACAGCAACGGUGCGCUUGCAAAAAUAUUGCCGGGGGGAAACAGGUUUUGUAACACGCCCACAAAAAUAUCGCCUACAGGAUGCGAACCAUGGCAGAAAAAUGGCUACAUCCCCGCAAGAUCAAACACCGCAAAAGUUAGUAAAGGACGUGUUGAAAAUGGUUGAAAACUGCUACACAACCGAAGGUGGUAGUUGGACUUCAGCGGGUGGCUUGUUCCGCCCAAUGAGAGGCUGAUCUAUGCAGCGAACUUCCACCCACUCAGACUAAGAAUCAUGUGACAACAAGGCCUUGUCAUUAAGGCCAUGUCCACAUGUGUGUGGAUAUUUCAUACGAUAUUUUCCCUUUCCAUUAUUUAUGACCAUUUCUGAGAUCCAUUCUUGAAACAGUGGGCCUUCUACAGCUUUCCACUUUCUCAUUAACAUCUGUUCACCGAUCAGAAUAAUUGUCUGUAUCCAAUUUGCGAGGGGUUUUACACUUUGGUGAGUGGGUUGAGGAUUUCCAAGUAUGUAUAUAUUUUCCCCUUUCACUUAAAAAAGAAAUCUGUCUACUCAACAGUCAUUCUACAAAACAUUUCAGUCAACACUACAAUGCAAAAAUGACUCCAAACGCUCGCCGGGCUAGUAAGACGGACGACGGCUACAUCAGUGAUAAGUCAGAUACAAGAAGAAUGAUGCAAAACGUUGUUUCUGGUGGAUUUUAAUCUGCAGACAUUGAGGUGGACAAAAUAGCACCUUCUUUUUUUUCAUGAAGAGGUUCAGCAAUACUAAGAUGUAAAGUAGUCAUUAGACCAAGCAGUGCAAGGAAAAUGUAAAAGAACUAGGGAUGCUCGAUAAUAUUGGCAUGUCAUCGGUGUCGGCCGAUAUUGGCUUUAAGAUGAAAUAUCGGAAUUGGCCAGCAUGCUUUUAAAAAUGUACGUGAAUUCCACCAGAGAUAAAAACUCAUAAUUGUACCAUUUUCAUAUGGUUCUAAGAAAACUCUGCGUCCUGGCUGUCUUCCCCACAUGGAGGCCUCCUACUGACGUAACGGCUUGCCUAACAUCCCCCCUAAUGUAACAUAGGCUAUAACGUUAUAUAUGACAACACAGCAUCCAGUCGCUAAUGGCUAACAUUAGCCUACUGUAGCAUAGCCUCUGAAACAUUAACGUUAUCUUCCUUGUGCGUUUCCACUUAGUAGUAACCUUAACGCUACUAUCUAACUUUAGCACUGUAACCUUAUUCUAAAACUCAUCAGUCAUCACCGACUCAGGUUGAGUUUUAAAACUCCGGGGUUGCGUUUGACUGUCUUGGUUGUAAUGUUACACUUGCUCUCCUCUUCUGUGUAUCUUACGUUACCAUGCCAACGCCUGUGUCUAUCAUAGAUGUAAUGAGGACGUAAUGGAGGAGGGGGGAGUAGGCCUUUGGAGGGAGGCGGGAGUUGUGGAUGUUCAGAUUUUUUCUAAGUGCUGUGUUAAAUGCAGGAAAGGUAAGAGUAGCUUUAAAUGAGUUGUUACGCAUUAGCAAAUAUUGGCAUAUUAGCAAAUUAUCCAAUAUCGUGCAUCCCUAAAACAAACCAGUGGUCCACCAUUGUUGUUUUUUGCACAUGCUCAUUACACAAAGCAACAGUGGGCAUGUGCGAACUGAGGAGAUGGCAUUUAUUAUUUUUCUUUUAUUUUUUUUCUGGGGUGCCAGUUAGGUUUUACCUGAAGUCGUUUUUUUGACAUUCUUCUUGUUUUUGAGUGGUUGUUAAGUUUUAUGCUUACUCAUCCUUUGUGUGGGUUUUGAAGUGAGAGAAAACGUGUGACUUGACUCAAACAAAAAGACUUUUUGUCAGGCAAAACCUGACUGGCACCCUAGAAAAAAAACAAAAUAAAAAUAAUAAAAUAAAAUAAAUAACUAAAUAAAGUCUCUCUGACUAAAGGAAAUAAAACUGUCACACAUUGUGUCCCCAACACCCUGUUUUACACGUCCACAUGGACCCAAAGUAUUGACGAGAUUUAAAAAAUGUGCACCUUAGAAGGUGUUUUCAAAAAUCUCUUUUUUAGUCAUUUAAAACUUCCUUUGUGUGUGGACGAGAGCCCAAAACAUUGAGGAAAAUAUCAGUUUUUCAGAAUAUCUGUACACAUGUAGGCAGGGCCUGAGGGUUGGUUUGUGCUCCUUCAAACUUAGUUCUUACAAAGUCUUGUCUGACCACGUCGUAAAUCAAAGGUGUUUGUAGUUGUUCCAAACAGCUACGCUGUGUCUCUGACUGUUUCAUUCAUCUUUGUGAUGUUUGCGUCAGGGCAGUGCUAUAUGAAUAAAUAUCACCAGGCAGAGUGGCGACACCAGCCACACUCUGCGGCAGCUCUCACACAUUGAACACACUGUAGACAGUUAUGACUGAAUCAUGUCACCACAGAAGCACAUGGACAUUUCCAGAUAAACUUACCAGCAUCUUUGUUAGUAUUACUAUUGUUGUUGUUACACACUGAUGUCAAGUCUUACACUGUUGUGGCUCCACAGCAGCAGUCCUUUCUGUCCUGCGGGGAACUUCAGGCUCUGCACUUUCUGUUUCUGUGGCCUUAAAAAAAUCUCUUUAUAACCUGAGAGUUACAUCCAGUUUAGGCCAUAACUGGUUGCAGAGAGAGAGCAUACUGCAUUCCAUCAGGCCUAGUGACAUCAGCAGAUCGACCUCAGUUUAGUCCUCAGUUUAACCCAGUUAUCUAAAGCACAGUUUGGAGGGCAAACCUUUAACCUAUUGCUCUUACCACACUCGUGCAUACAUAUUGUAGACUGUGUAAAUGGUGCACUGAGUUUAACAGAAAUGAUUAGAAUGGACAUUUUGAGUGUGUUUGCCUUUGUGUUUUAAAUCAGUGGUUCGCCACCUGAAGCUCUUUAAGGCAGUGGAUCCCAACUGGUCCAGCCACAGGGUCCAGAUUUCUCCUUAGUCUUCUUAGUUCAAGGUCCACACAAUCUUUUCUUGUAAGUUCCUGGAUAACGUGUCUAACUUCUUCUGGACUCUAAAACCUACUUGAAUAAUAUGGGAAAGAGCCAUUUGGCUGAUCUGUGUAUAACUCAUAAACAUAUGCAACAGCUGGUGAUCGCUCACAAGUAGUUACAUGCUUUAUUUUGAAGGGUCAUCAGCCAAAAAUUUGGAAAGCACUGUUCAAGAUAAAGUAACUGGGUUAAACUGGGCAACUGUUUUACUGGUGUGUAAAAUGAUACAGGACAUGGGAAUGAUGAGCAGAACCAUGAAAAUAAAAUCGAGCUUAUGAAAAGAAUUUAAGGAAUUGUAUGUGUGUGUAUUUAUAAGCGUUCUUUUGUUUCUGCUGUAAUCAUAUUUAUGAAUAUGGACUGGACUGAUGCACUUAAAUUUGACUGUUUUGUUUUUGGUGACACUAAAUAUGUAUUUUAAUGCCAGGUGUAAAUAGGGUUAAUGCUGUAUAAAAUAACUGCCAUUUUUGCAUGAAGUGAACACAUACUGUACUUUCACACAGUAAUGACGUCAGUUUUUGUAACUAUUUGUAUUAUUAUACAUCUGAUGGUUUUAUAGUCCUGUAUCAUGGUAUCCCAACAUAAAUGCCCAAACGAACAGCCAGAAUAAAUGUUGGCUUUUGACAUUUCUGCAAACUAGAGACAACCAUUUCAUUUCAAUCAGGAGAGACUCGUUCUGAGAAAAAGAAUAUUUAUUUACAUCUGCACAUAAGAAAUGUGGAAAGUCUUUCGAGCCCCCAUGGAGUCUAGAUGCUGGUGGUGGUGAUGAGAUGAGAUGAAGAGAGAGCUGAGGAUCUGGGUCUGUCCCAAACUCCCUGUUUUUGUUGGUCUUGAACAGUUGUCUCUGAUGUCGUCUGCUGCUUGACAGCUGUCUCGCCUCAGUAUCACACCAUCACCUCCUUCUCCUGAUUGGACAUUCGGCUCAUUUACAUGUAAUCUGAACUACAUCACUUCAGACAUGUUGAUAUGAUUUGUAUGGAACGUGCAAAUGCAGCACAUCUUUGGUUGAUGGAAACGUACAAUGCCAACAUUUUACUCUGGCGACUGAAUGCACCUUGUAUGUUAAGAGUUUUGUUGUCAAGCAGCUGAGUUUUAAAUCAAAUGUGUAGGAAGAGUAUAAAUAUGAGCUGUGUUUGCAUGAGUUGAAAACAUUUUCUGCGCAGACACCUUUUUAAAAGCGCAGCUGGUCCUUGAACCCCUCACAAGAUGAGUGAUUGUUGUGUAAAGAUUGCUUUUUCAAGAUCAAUGCAAUAACUACAUUUUCUGCACCAAUGCAAAUUUCUUAUUAUUCAUGUAUAAACUUUCAAUGCAGCUGUGUACAUAACAUGAUCAAUAAAAACUCCACUUUGAAAACAAA
Molecule: messenger RNA, 6795 nt
Organism: Epinephelus fuscoguttatus (brown-marbled grouper)
Lineage: Eukaryota; Metazoa; Chordata; Actinopteri; Perciformes; Serranidae
Gene: ankdd1a
Product: ankyrin repeat and death domain containing 1A
Exons: 15
Coding region: 107-1633 (508 amino acids)
Biological process (GO): signal transduction
Cellular component (GO): cytoplasm; nucleus
Molecular function (GO): protein binding
Source: RefSeq, a predicted model, not a curated record